CUUCCAGCGGCGCAUCUUUUUGAAUCGUGAAUAUGUUCUAUCGAAAGUCUAAAGUUGUCAACUUGGUGAUGAGUAUCACAGGUCGUUGAGGAGAUAGCGACCUCUGAAAAGUGUUGUGGGUGAUGCAUGCGCGGACCAAGUACAUUGACGUUGCCCGGUUCUCUGCAUUUUCUCUCUACUUUUUAGCGACAUCGCCCUCUGGAUUUUUUCCUUACAGGCGGAGAAAAAGAGUCGGGUACUCCAAAUUUCUGCAAUUCAUGGAGAAGGAGCAUUUGCAACUAUAUGAAAAGCUAACAAGUCGAUAUACAGUUGCAUGUAAACGUGUACAUCUGCAGUCUGUACCUACACUCCUACAACCAAAUACAGAAAUACACGAAACUAGAACGUAUCAGAAAAAAGCAUUCGCCACGAUGGGACGACGGCAGAAAGUGAGGAGCAACGCGGGGAACAGAAAACUGAAGAGAGGACAGAGAGAUCUGAAACGGAGAGGCAAAGACAUCGAUCAAGUGCAUGCAGACCUGAAGAAAGGCCAUGUGAAUUUGCCAGUCGACGAAGACCUGCCGGGGAAAGGUCAGUUCUACUGCAUCUCGUGUGCGCGGUACUUUAUCAACGACUCUGCUUUGCAGAUUCACAUGCAAACAAAAGCCCACAAGCGUCGCCUGGUUGUCGCACAGGAGACCCCAUGGACCCACGAGGACGCCGAGGAGGCGGCGAAGUAGCCCUGGUUCUCAUCUUUCUAUGAAGAGAAGAGAAUGCAAAGGAUUACCCGUUUUUAAAGAUGUUCUUCUGUCCAAUUUCACCGACAGGAAUCCGAGACAAACGGCUCUAGCUGGGGGGUAACUUGGCGCCAGCAAGUGCCGCCACCGGCACGCGUGAAAUGGGGCUGCUUGUGGGUUGCCUAGACACCCCGGAGGUGGCGACCCACAAAGAGAGGUGACGGGGCAUCAUGAGAAGGUUUUGUCGUUUCAGAAAAUACUGGUAUCGAAACGCAGUUUACGCUCUUCGUUCUGUGUUCCAGCUUGAACAGGAAGCGAACACAAAAAUGUGACUGAUGCGGGAAACAGCUGGAAUGGUGCGGUAGGGCCAGGACCAAAGACAUGGGGUCCCACAAUGUUCAGGUACUUUAAGAUGCACCGAAGGCGAACGAUCAAUUGAAAAACUAUGUUUUCUGGUUUCAAUCAUUCUCUCCAGUUCUGUCGAAGAGCAUACAUUUUACUUGUACUUUCUUGAUGAACAGAAACCUCGUACCUGCCUGUAUAUGCGGCGGCUGCCGCAUGCGCUUGUAGACGUGUGCAUGUGUUGCAAGGUUCGUAUGUGUGGCCGUGCACAUUCCUG
Toxoplasma gondii ME49 is the source of this 1335-nucleotide messenger RNA. Its product is annotated as bud site selection protein, putative. The record is from RefSeq and is a predicted model, not a curated record. The coding region runs from base 123 to 719 and encodes 198 amino acids. NCBI's taxonomy places the organism in Eukaryota, Apicomplexa, Conoidasida, Eucoccidiorida, Sarcocystidae. The transcript is spliced from 4 exons.